This is a messenger RNA of Hippocampus comes (tiger tail seahorse), 1976 nucleotides long. Its product is annotated as semaphorin-6D-like. Lineage: Eukaryota; Metazoa; Chordata; Actinopteri; Syngnathiformes; Syngnathidae. Gene Ontology annotation, cellular component: plasma membrane. The record is from RefSeq and is a predicted model, not a curated record. Gene Ontology annotation, biological process: semaphorin-plexin signaling pathway; axon guidance; positive regulation of cell migration. Gene Ontology annotation, molecular function: chemorepellent activity; semaphorin receptor binding.
GUCGGCCCCGCCCCCACUUCCUGUCAGCUGACCGCCGAUGCUGUCUCCGCCCACGAUGACGGGCUGAUCCCCCCCGCCCGCCCCCCCACGGCAUGGCCUUGACCGAUCGGUCAUCGGCGCGGCCGCCGCUGCUCCUGCUCGUUUCCUGUUUCCUGUGUGCCGCCUCAUCAUUCCCGCGAGACUUGCAAGCGAUCAGCGUGUUGGAUGAGUCUGGAGACUUCCCAGCGUUCCAAAGUCUGCUGCAGGAUAACCGGACGCGCCGGCUGGGUCUCCACUUCCAAGGGAUGACGCGCGUCAACCGCAUGCUCUUCAUCACCGCCAGGGAUCACGUGUUUGCGGUCAAUCUGACAACGGCGGCGGAGGCCUUCGUACCUCAGAUGACGCUGACGUGGCGUGCCGCAGAUGUGAGCAAGUGCGCGGUCCGCGGGAAAGACGGCGACGAGUGUUACAACUACAUCAAAGUUUUGGUGCCGCGCGACGACGAGACGCUGUUUGUGUGCGGCACAAACGCGUUCAACCCGGCGUGCCGCAACUACAAGACGAGCACGUUGGAGCAGGUGGGCUCGGACCUGCCGGGUCAGGCGCGCUGUCCCUUCGAGUCGGGCCAGUCCAACGCGGGAACGUUCGCCGACGGAGACUUCUACUCGGCCACCGUGACCGACUUCCUGGCCAGCGACGCCGUCAUCUACCGCAGCCUGGGAGACGGCCGUCCCGUCCUCAGGACCGUCAAGUACGACUCCAAGUGGCUUCGAGAGCCUCGCUUCCUGCACGCCGUGGAAUAUGGGAGGUUCGUCUACUUUUUCCUGAGCGAGAUCGCGGUGGAGUAUACCACCUUGGGGAAGGUGGUCUUCUCUCGGGUGGCCAGAGUCUGCAAGAACGACAACGGCGGCUCCCCGAGAGUUCUGGACAAGCACUGGACCUCCUUCCUUAAGGCUCGUCUGAACUGUUCCCUUCCCGGAGAGUCUCUGUUCUACUUCGACGUUCUCCAGUCGCUGACCGGCGUUCUGCAGAUCAACGGUCGCCCCGCCGUGUUAGCUGUGUUCACCACGCAGGCUAACAGCAUUCCAGGCUCGGCGGUGUGCGCGUUCUACAUGGACGAUGUGGAGGAAGUGUUUAGCGGGAAGUUCAAGGAACAACGCGGCGGCGACUCGUCGUGGACGGCCGCGCCUGAGGACGCCGUGCCUCGGCCGCGGCCCGGCUCAUGCGCGGGCGACGGGCCGGCCGCCGACUUCAAAUCUUCGGUGGAUUUCCCGGACGAGACCCUGGCGUUCGUCAAAUCUUUUCCGCUGAUGGACGGUGCCGUGCCCGCAGUCAACCGGCGGCCAUUUUACACCAGGACGGCCAGCGGGUCCAAGUUGACGCAGAUCGCCGCCGACGUGUCGGCGGGUCCGCGCAAGGAGCGCGCGGUGGUGUUCCUGGGCUCAGAGGACGGGAGGGUCGCCAAGGUUCUGGUCGCCACGCUUCCCCACGACACCUCGGGCUCCAGACUCCUGGAGGACAUCGACGUCUACGAUCCCGACAAGUGCGACCUCGGCGUCCGGGAGGAGGACCGCAGGGUUUUGGGACUGGAGCUGGACAAGGAGCACCACGCCUUGUUUGUGGCAUUCGGCAGCUGCUUGGUGCGCGUGCCGCUGAGCCGAUGCGGACGGCACGGCGCGUGCAAGAGGGCGUGUCUGGCCUCCCGUGACCCCUACUGCAUCUGGCUGCGCACAGGACGCUGUGCCGACACGGCGCCCGGGUUCAAGGCGGGCUUCGAGCAGGACAUCGAGGGAGACCACUCCAACAUGGCCGCCUGUGCCGCCGACAUCUCGGCGACCUCCCGCGACCGGGAAAUGGCCGCCGACUCGGCUUACGGUAAGCCGCCUCCCACCGCUGCCGCCGGAUGAGCAGCUGCGCCUUGGACAGGUUUUGACGUCGAAAUCCGUCGUCGUUUCAAUUCGGAGCUGUUCCGGGCCAAUACCUGGAAGCGAUUCAUU